Ictalurus punctatus (channel catfish) is the source of this 2967-nucleotide messenger RNA. It is a transcript of the gene nphs2, whose product is annotated as NPHS2 stomatin family member, podocin. The record is from RefSeq and is a predicted model, not a curated record. Gene Ontology annotation, cellular component: plasma membrane. The coding region runs from base 551 to 1738 and encodes 395 amino acids. NCBI's taxonomy places the organism in Eukaryota, Metazoa, Chordata, Actinopteri, Siluriformes, Ictaluridae. The transcript is spliced from 8 exons.
CAGUGGAUCCAGAGCCGAUGCCGGAACAUUGGCUGCCAGGCAGGAAUACACAUUCACACCCUCAUUCAUUUACAUCUAGGUGCAAUUUAGACUAGCCAAUGCCUCUAACGUCUGUGUUUUUGGAAGGUAGGAGGAAAUCCAGGGGAACCAUGAACAUUUUUUUUUUUUAGUGUUACGCAUCAUUAUAUUGUGGAACAUUCCAGCUGUGCAUAAGGAGGAGGGAGUCAGCAUUAGGUUUUAUUAAGUUAUUAAUGCACUGCUUCUGCUUGUUUUAUGGGCAGUUCAUUUUUUUGUUCAGUAUUCGAUGCAAAUACUUUUUUUUUUUUUUUUUUUUACUUUUUAAAGUAAAAUUUACUUUUACUUUAUUUUUUUUUACAAGGCGGUUGCUUACCUUUACCUAGUGCUAAGUCCGCCCCUGGUCCUUCGUCAUACUCCUGCCCCUGCCUCAGCCACAAAGCACACUGUACUGUAAAAGGACUGUAGGCUGUUAGCUAAUCCCAAAAGCUCAAAAAGCAACCUUCCAAUCCUGACUUCACCAAACAAGGAGCAGAUGCUCCUGAUGAAAGAGAGUGAGAUGGAGAGAAGGACAGAAAAGAUAUCUCCACCACCUCCUCCAAAAGCUGGCAGGACCAAGAGAGAGACAGCACCGACGGCCAGAGAGAGAAAGCACAAAGUGGGUAAGGAAGUGAAACUCCAGGAGCCACACAAAGGGAAAGAGAGGAUGAAGGACAAAGAAGCAGGUGAAGAGCACAGUAAUGCAGACAAAAAGGAAGUGCCAUCCACCGUGAUCAAUGUAGAUAGUGUGAGACAAAGGACAAAUAGAGAAAGUGAGGAGUUGCUGGGCCUUUUGGAGAGCGAAUGGCAUGAAGAGGCCUUGAAGCCGCAGAGCCUUGGAGUUUGUGAGCUGCUUCUCAUUAUUGCAGCUCUCGCCACAAUAAUAUUCUUCUUUCCCAUAUCAGUUUGGUUCUGUGUGAAGAUCUUGCGAGAGCAUGAGCGUGCUGUGGUGUUUAGACUCGGACACCUGCUACAAAGAAAACCCAGAGGACCAGGGCUGCUCUUUUACCUUCCAUUUUUGGAUAUUUGUCAUAAAGUGGACAUUCGGUUAAAGAUGCUGAAAGUCCCAUCUCACUCGGUGGUUACAAAAGACCUGGUGUGCACAGAGGCGAGUGCAGUGUGCUACUACCGCAUUGAGAACGUGUCCGUGUGCUACUCGUCCCUGGCAGGAGUCCCGGCCGUGCUGCAGGCUCUGGUUCAGGUCUCAGUCCGGGAGGUUCUGGCCCAUCACAACUUCGCCAGCAUACUACAGAACAGGAGUGAAGUUGCCCAUCAGAUCCAGGUUGCACUGGAUUCCAUCGCCUGCAGGUGGGGAAUUAAAGUGGAGAGAGCUGAGCUAGAGGACCUCUGUCUCCCUCCUGAGCUUCAGCAAAACUUUGCUGUUGAGGCAGAAGCAAAAAGACGAGCCCAAAUUAAAGUGAUUGCAGCAGAGGGUGAGAGGGCAGCAUGUGAGGCUUUAAAUGCCUCUAUUGCCUCACUGUCAGAUUCUCCUCUGGCCAUCCAGCUGCGCCUUCUCCAGCUCCUCCACACACUGCGCUCUGACCAACCUACUGUGCUCCUCAACAUACCAUCUAACUUCCUCAACCAACCAUUUCAGCUAGCAGAUACAAGCAGCUCUUCCAAUCAAAACCAGCCAACAGGGGACAUCUCAGAGGAAAUGGCUAAAGACUCCUCAAUGAUGUAAUGUAAUCUCCAUUAAGAGAGUCAGCAUUAGUAGUAAAAUGUUAGAAUAAUCCAAUACAAUAGUUCCUCUGUAUACAGUGUUUACUGAAGGGGCCAAUUGGUGAACAUGAAUUUUUAUCAUGUUAUCAACAACAGAUGAAAUUUGAGAGGACUUCUAAAUAUAUUAUUAAGAACACUGUAUAUUAUCUGUAUAUUGUCUGUGCAUUAAAAAUAAUUAUCAUAGAAUUUAAUUAAAUAAUAAUUAAAAUAAAUCCAUAGGGAAAUCUGAUUAAUCUGUUUUAGCCCACAUUCACACUCUGCCCAUUCUAAUGUAGGUUAUAGUAGUGCAUAGUUAUAAUCACUUCAGAGUGGACCAUGGCCUUAUUUUAAUCUUUAUUUGGCCACAAUAAUCGACUCAUGUGAAAUAGGGUUUAUAAAACAUAUGUACAAUCAGGACCCAAAAUUGUACUGUAAUUCAAAAUCCAAACAUCAUAUUGGUAGAAAACAAUAUUUUUAUUAUGUACCCAAAUACUUCAUAUGCAUUAUAUAUUUAUUUUGUAAAAUUUCAGACUUUUUGAUUGUCACUUUUUCUUUUUUUUAAAGAAAACAUUUCAGUGUUUUUUAAUGUAGAUAAUUCGCUCAUCCGAAGUGCACUGGUAAGUUCUGUGCUUUCUGUUGGUUUAGCGUUUCUUGCUUCUUUUAGUGGAUUUGGGGCUGGGAGUGGGCUGCUGGCUCACCUCUUUCAGUUCAGGGCUGGCCUCCUUCUUAGCAACUGGUGAAACAGGCUUGCUCACUGAAAAAGUAAUGCAAAUUGCUAUAUUCAAACACUAACAUACAAGGUAUUACAUGGCUUGGCUCCUCAGUACUUAUCUAGUUUAUUAAUCCCUUACACCACAAAUCACAGACUGCGCUCCUCACAGUGUAAUCUGUUAACUGUCCCACAAACACGCUUAAAAUCUAUGGGUGACAGGGCUUUUUCUGUCUAUGCUCCUUCACUUUGGAACGCUCUUCCUCCUGAACUCAGGGAAGCUCAGGCCUUUGGCAUUUUUGAAGCUCAACUUAAGACACACUUUUUUAAACUUGCAUUUGACUGCUGAUGUCUCCUUUUUUAUUAUGAUUAUUAUUAUUAAUGUUGUUGUUCUGAUUAACUUUUAUGUUUUAUUUUUCUGUACUGCUUAUAUUGUGUACAGUGCUUUGAGAAGCUGCUUUUAAAGGCGCUUUAUAAAAUAAAGUUUAUUAUUAUUAUUAUUA